Molecule: messenger RNA, 4311 nt
Organism: Astrephomene gubernaculifera
Lineage: Eukaryota; Viridiplantae; Chlorophyta; Chlorophyceae; Chlamydomonadales; Astrephomenaceae
Source: the annotation of a GenBank genome assembly
AGCAACGAUUGUACCCAAACUGAAGGGAAUCUCUGCUAUUCGCCCGAACCAAACCUAUUGCCUUGCCCCUAAUGUAGAAAUAAACACUUGCAUAUACUCUCUGCCAGCAAAGGACUGGCUUGUGUAGGAGUAGGCGAACAUGGCCGACGACCCAGGAACCCGGCCAAUACGUAGGAUAAAAAUCAAGUUUGGGAGCACGGUGGUGGCAACGCAGGCGGUGCGAACUUCAGGCCUUACAAGCUCAGUAUCUCAGGAUAGCAAAGAUGCAAAGUCAGGCUCUACUCUUCAUUUAGCAAAGCUCAGACAAGCGUCCCUUCAGGGAUAUGUUCCUCCAAGCGCUUCUGCUGAUGCUAUAGUCGCGCGGCUUCGUGAAGGCGAAGGCUUUGCACCCGGAUGUGAGUUACCAGCUUGGGACUUUACGGCCCCUCCCAGCAGCAACGGCCACGAGCGGCCUACAAAACGCUCCAGGCUCAUAGCUGACGCGGCCGAUGGAUCCUUACGCUCUUCCGGGCCCGCUUCGGCCUCGGACCCAAAAGUCGCGGGCGGGCGGAGCGAGCAGCCCGGACAAGUCAUCGGGCGUGCAGAGCCCCCCACAGCCACCGACAGCAAAGCAUCCCUUGCAAAGCCCGAUUCUGCCUCGGCUCGCGCGGCUGCGGGCCUGACAGCCGGCAGCGGUGACAUCAGCUCGGACAAAGCCACAAACAGCCACGCCUACCUUGCCCUCUCACCAGACCACAAUAGAAGAGACGCCACAGGACGCACCCUCUUGCCCGGGAGAGGCCCGCUCCACCCCAGCAGCGCAGGCCAGUCAUCGCGUGCAUCAUCGGCACUUGCGGGCAGCUCGCUUGCACCCUUGCAACGGUCACGGCCGUCUGCUGUGGGUGCUUCCACAACCACCACAACCACCACCACAGGACCGGCAGCACCCGCGUCUGCUGCCUCGGAAUCCGCGGCAUCCGCUGUUGCGCAAGAGCGCGGCCUCAGCAAUGCCCUUCGCGGCUCUUCGGCUUCACUUCGAGCCGCUGGGUCCUCCUUACCCGCCUCCACCUCUGCCGCCCCGACCGGUGACGGUCCCUCUACCAGCGGCCGGCAGUUACCUUCCGCCCCGCCCUCCGCCUCUGCCCGUGUCCCCUCGGGCGUGUCGGUUGAAACCCAGACGCGACACCGGGACUUCCCCAUCCUGCCAACGUCCUUUUUGGAGUUGCCGCGCCUUAGCGGUACGGCACUGUCGUUUCAGAGCAUAGGGCCCUUUGAUCUGCAGCUUGAAAAGGAGCAGCGGCCGGCGGCGUUGCUGGAGGGUCGCGUUGACGCGCAUAUAGAGGAGGCGCGUCGUACGAAGCGUGAAGGCGACGCGCUGUGCGCUCGCAACAACCGUAUUUGGACGAUAAAGUCAUUAUCGAAGUACGUGGUCGCGUCGCUGAUGUUCAUGGAAGCUGCGGAUGCGAUGUUACGGGACGUGAGGCGCGACUCUCGUAUCGUUCGGCAUGCUGCCGGGUUGUACGGCCAAACUGCCGAGCUGUUGGGCCACACGGUGUCGUACGCGGACAUGAUGAAGGGGAACGGUGUGGGCAAGGAGGCGCUGCGGCUGCUGGCGGAGCGGCUGUGCGCCAUCUGCCUGAUGUGGCAGGCGUCACUGCUCGCGAACAACUUCCGGGCGUGUGCUGAGAAGGCGCAGGCGGCGCUGAAGGAGCAGCAGCGGCAGCAGGGAGCGCAUGGAGCAGGCGCCGGAUCCAUGGGCGGUCCUGCCGCCUGCGGCCCGCUACCCUCCCCGGAGGACUCCAGCACCUCCUCUCUGCACGCCGCCACAACACACGGUGCCAGCGGCUCGCUGCCCCCCGGAGGCACCGGCGCAGCUGGCAGCAGCUCGGGCCAGCAGGGCCUGCCGGGGUUCGGUCAGGAGCAGGUGGCGGAGUUGCUGCACUACGCACGCAUUACCUCCCGCUUCUCCGAGUACAUGCGGCGAUCCAGUAAGAGCUUUGAGGCGUUCCUGGAGCGCUCAGAUGUACGGCAGGACCAGCAAGCCAAGCUGGUGUGUGUUCACCUGGCGGCGGUCUGCAUGGACAUGGGUAUGGCGCCCGGAUUAAGGAUCAUACACCAUGCUCGGGAGGCGGUGAGGACAAUGUGCGAGGACUUGGCCCGGUGACGAAGAGCCCGCCGGCACAGGGAACGACACGGCAUGGGGCUACAGGCAGGGUGGGGUGAGGGAUGGAUGGGUGGGGAGGUGAGGGUGCGGGUGGUUGAGCCGUGCUGGUUGUCUCUGUGCGGGCGGUGAAAGGAGAUGGUGGCGUUGCUUCGGGGCUGUUACCGGGGUUCUGGAGCGGGACCGGGGCACAGGAGGAAGAAGAGGAAGAGGAGGAGAAGGUGGAGCGACUUUUAGGACUUGCAGCGGUGGUGGUGUGCUACUCUUGAAUGGUGGAAUGUGGUACGACAUGGGAGAGAGAGAAAGCUCGCAAGAAACUGAGUGGGACUGAGAGUUCCAUUACCGUACGGUACAGUGCGGCGUGGACAUUGGUAUGCGGGUGGGAGGUCUACCGGUGUGGUGGGGAAGAGAGGGAAGAACGUAGGGAGAUGGCUGGCGUUGCGCGUAUGGUGAUGCGAGGACCUUGAGUCACGUGGCGCGAGCGGGUGCGGCCCCGCGCACCUCGUAUCACAGCGAGAGGGAUGAGGACGACGGGUGUCACCGCAUUGAGGGGCGUUAGAGAAGAUACAAUUGGGAAUCUUGGUCUGCUUUUUAUCGCUAUGCUUUUCACUCGCCGUGGAGUCGCUGCAAACACGGCGAUAUGAUGGUCUACUGAGGUUCAAAUGGUGCGCUUGGUUUGACAUAUAUGGUGCGCGUUUUGACACACAAGCGCGAGCGGAGAGCUGUUUGCACGGACGGUUAGGUGGUUAGGUGGUUGCAGUCUGCGGACGGCGGGGGGCGCGGCGAAAUGGAUGCGCAGCAUUAUUAACGCAGCUUUUUCGGUUUGCGGUGCUGCAUGCAUGGACAUGGGUCACUUGAAUGGCGAUUGCCCGCAUGCAUGGCCGGCUAUGGUCGGUGGCUAGCAGUCGUUGAGACGCAUGGUCUGCGCGGUAAGGAUAGGAGUGUGCUCCUCAUUUGCAUCGCUUCUAGUGCAGUAAGUUGUUACAACGGCUGCAUGUGCCGUUUCAUAGGGCGACGGAUGCAAGGGGGUGUUGCUGCUGCAGAUCAGCAGCCGUACGAAAAGAAGAUGAAGCGACGGUUAGAGAUCUGGCGGCUGGUCUGCGUUUAGGUCAUGUUCACGGUGUGUUGGUGGCAGGAGAAAGCGCGUUGUGCUACUUUUCGUCAGCUUUGCGAUGCAACCUAGUACGACAAGACAACUUGACAACACAUCACAGCAACACAUUACCGUCGCGUUAUUGACAUCAUCCGUGUGCGUGGGUGUGCCUACCUUCAAAUCCCUCGAAAUGUGUUUUUGACUGUUGACGUUUUCAAGAGGCUCUGGCUGCAUGCAUGUUUGUGUUUUUAGAUACGUACGGAGGUACGGUAUGUGUGGUGUUCUAGAUCUGGAUCUGGUAUUACGGUCGUUACCAGAACGUGCCGAUGUUGUGUUUGCUGCUUUAGUGCCCAGCUGCAGGCCUUGGUGUUGUGCAGAUUGCGGAUUCAUUACGCACUCCUUUUAGUCAGAGUCAGGGGUGGCUCAACUCCGGUACUACUUCAAGACAGGGAUACGAGUUAUAUCGCCGUUUGUGCUUGUCGAAGCUUCUGCUUAAGGGCUUUUCGCUCCUGAAAGCUUAUGCAGAAGACGCAGUAGCGUUUCCCACCACAUCAAUCACUGCAUGGACUGUACUUGUAGCCGAACAUCGCAGGUGUACUUAUAUUGUGCUCACGACUACUUGCGUCCUUGUCUUGAUGUUUCGCGUUUCCUCUGUUCACCCUUGUUGCUGACUACGUGUAGAGUGCCCGCUAAAGGAGGUGAUUGGUGUAUGCGUGGCUUCAUGAACUGUUUUGAGCCUACGGGCCCUUGUGAGGACUGGCUGGCUGCUGCCCUGGGUUUUGCUCCGUCCGUUUCCAGGCGGUUCGGGGCAGCGACGCUGCUGUCCACUUAUGCCGCUGUUAAGAAGAUAGCUUGUCGUGACCGUUAUGAGGGUCGCUUAGCGCGCUUUCCCAUGCCGCCGAAGCCCCCGGGGCGACACGGUCGCUCGACCUAGCAGACGGUGGUAUAGUAAGGGUACAGCGCACCUAGCAGGAAAGCACAACAUGCGCGCUUGUGUUGUGCACGCUCCAAAAGUGGCGAACUUAAAGAUGCAUGUGGCAUCCUCCGCCCUAUGUAUUGUCUAGUAUCACCUGCGGAC